This is a messenger RNA of Clarias gariepinus (North African catfish), 3242 nucleotides long. RefSeq lists its product as uncharacterized. Gene Ontology annotation, biological process: negative chemotaxis; axon guidance; neural crest cell migration. Gene Ontology annotation, molecular function: chemorepellent activity; semaphorin receptor binding. The record is from RefSeq and is a predicted model, not a curated record. Bases 84 to 2009 code for a protein of 641 amino acids. The transcript has 15 exons. NCBI's taxonomy places the organism in Eukaryota, Metazoa, Chordata, Actinopteri, Siluriformes, Clariidae.
CAGCCCGGCUUCCUCUCACAAAGCUUAGAGACAAGAGCACUCGGAUCAGCACCCAGGAUUCGAUAUUAGCGCAUUUCAGCAUCAUGCAUCAAGCCAUCCUCUGGGCAGCUCUGUUUACUAUAGUUCUGGCUGAAAAAUCUCCUCGACUGAAAUUUAUUGUGCAAGAGCCAGCAAGGUUUCACUUCACAAAACCAGAGAACUACAUGACAAUGUACCACCAUCAGGGAAGCAAUGUUCUGUAUGUUGGGGGGCAAGCAGUUAUUUAUAUGAUAAACUUCACCCAGAAGGGAGUGCAAGAAACUCAGAUUUCUGCAGUGACUGAUGAAAGUGCCAGACAAAGAUGCCUCACUACAGCAACAUCUAAUGCAAGAGAGACACGGAUGGAGUGUGACAAUUUCAUCACUGUCAUCGAAAAAAUCAAUGACACCUUUGUAGUGUGUGGGACCAAUGCUGGUACUCCUAAAUGUUGGCUAUUGGUGAAUAACACUGUGCUUACCGACAUGCCUGAUAUCGGACAGAAGAUAUCCGCCUCAGAUAUUUCCCCGACCAGUCCCUCUCAACGCUCUGUCAGUCUCUCAGCAGAUGGGAGCUUGUAUUCUGCUCUGUCAGCUACGGAAAAACAGGUUGGCACUAUUCGUCGGACAUACAGCUCCAAAAAGCACCUAAAGACUGAGGACAAAUGGCUGUUAAACCCUCAGUUUGCUGGAGCUACAGUCAUUCCAGCAACACAGAAAUACAAUGAGGAAAUCUAUAUUUUCUUCAGUGAGAUCAACAAGACUGCUAAUUUGGAUGAAGAACCAUACAGGGCCCAAAUUGGACGAAUUUGCAUGAAUGAUGAGGGUGGCACAAAGACCAUGCUGCCUGACUCUUGGACUACGUUCCUGAAGGCUCGUGUGAUGUGUGGGACAGUCAGCACCCCACGGCAGUACAACAACAUCAGGCGAGCUUUUUUGCUGACAUCCCCGAAUCGCACUGGAGUCAUGUAUGGACUUUUCUCCAAUGCAUGGGACACAACUGUUGUCUGCGCAUACUCAGUUGAGGACAUUGACAUGGUGUUCGCUAAGUCAAAGCUUAAGGGGUACAACAACCCAUUGACUGGAAAUCGACAUGGAAUGUGUGGUCCUAAGAAUCAAUCAACAGCUCAGAACUCCAAAAUGCUAGGAGUGAUCAAGGAUCAUCCUGAGAUUGAGGAUAUUAUACUGCCAGUCGGAGAAGCUCCUCUAGAUCUGCCAACUGAAGACCACUUCACGCACAUUGUAGCAGACACUGUGCUUGCAGUCAAUGACGAGCAUUACAUUGUCAUCUACUUGGGCACAGAACAGGGAAAAAUUCUAAAAGUGCUCCACACAAGUGAAGAGGCUUUUAUUAUAUCCCAGUAUUCUCUGUUUCACAAUGAGGGGCCCAUCAUAAACAUGGCCAUCGACUCAAAGAAAGGUCACCUUUACAUUGGCACAGCAAUGGAGGUCCAGCGCCUACCUCUGGCGGACUGCAAUCGAUAUGGCGACAGUUGCAGGGAGUGCAUUCUCUCCAGAGACCCAUACUGUGGGUGGGACUUGGCUAAAAAGCGGUGUCUGGCAAUUCCAUCAAAUUACAAUGUUACUACUGGUGGACUCCUACAGAGUCUUGAUAAAUCCAAUGCAUCUGUUUGUGGACACACUGCAGGUCUUAAGAUACGCAGUACAAUACCUAAGGAAGUGCAGAUGCACAAAGAUGGUCCAGUCCUGCUGCCAUGUCCCAUUCGCUCCUACCACGCCACCUAUAGCUGGGAAAAGGACAACUGUAUCAAGCGCUACCCCUGUACUAUUUCUGGUUCAUCUUGUGUUCUUGGCUCGAAUCCUGAUCUGCCAUUGAAGGAAGGGGUAUUUCGUUGCAUGGCCACGGAGAGUGGCCUGAAACAGGAAGUGGUGUCCUACAGGUUGAUGUUUAAUGCUGGGCCUCCUGCUUCUUCACUGGCUUCCACACUGGCUCUGUCUCUACUACUGGCCAUGAUUGGCUUCUGCCUCCAGUAGCCUACUAACACCCUACCUCAGGCUCCUAGUACAGUAGAUAUGAUUGGAGCAUGUUUCGAUACCUAGGUUAGGGUCACAGAUCAAGUGUGUACAACAACUCUUUAUUCAAAGGACAAGAAAAGUAGGCAGUAAUUUGUAAAGACAUCAGGUAAACAAUUUUAUUGCAGCAUUUGAAAAGAUUGAAAAAAGAUCUGGAACUCAUUUUAUACAUAUCAAAGUUUGAGAUUGAGGGUAUAACCUAAUGCCUUGAAUAACACAGUGGGUUUAAGUUACAUUGCUUUGUGAACCUAACCUGUGGAUCAGUCAAGCAGCUCUGUCUAUUCUAUAUAUACAGUACCAGAUGCUUGAUCCGUCUAAAUUAUGAAUACCUGAAGCUGAAGUAUCACUGUAAUGCAGAUAUUCUGUUCAAUGUCAAUUAAGGUUUUCUUUAAUUUAUUUACAUUUUAAUUUUGCAUACAUUAAAGAAAUUAUAUAUACAGUAUAAAAAGCCUUAAGAUCAUGCAUUGGGUAUCAACCUAAGCACAAAUUACCAUUUGAGCAGAAGCUGCAGGAUCUUUAUUGACUUAUUUUAUGUGCCAUCUUUUUUGCUGAGCAGGCAGAAAGAAACUAUAAAGGCAGAAGACAACUCAUCGAAAUAUGUCACUGUGUAAAACAGCAUCAUUUCAAACCGUUACAUUAUUUAAUGUAUACAGAUUCCUACAGCAUUUCAUAUUUGUGUGAACAUCUGUGAUUUUUUAAAAUAACAAACAACAUUCAUUUUUCAACUUAUGAUAUGAUGGCCAAAUAUGCUUGAAUAGUAGAAUUACAUUUUGUAGUAGCUGUGGAAAAAAGCUUGUGAUUAAUCUUACUUGUAUCAAUGUAAAUUUAUUGCUCUGCAUCUCCACUAUUGCUGCCUAUGUAAAUGGAGGGAACACCUGACAGUUUUAUAGUGAUGUGACCUAUGUCUUUAGAGUAUAUCAUUUAAUUUUAUUUUUUAUGUAAAUGUCUCAUGAUCUAACUAUUUGUCAUAUGGGACUGUGAUUCCUACAACCAUGCAAGAGACAGACAGUCGAGGAAGAAAGACAAUAUAUAAUUCUUAUUCCUGGAACAAUCUCUCCCAAAACACUCACAUAUAAAUGACUUUAACUUUAUUUAUUUUAAACUCAUUCUGUCUCAGAGUUCAAGUAAUACUAAAGCAUUAAUUACUAAUAUAAAAAAUAUGUAAUGUGUGCUGAUUGCUGUCAUUCAAUUAAA